Molecule: messenger RNA, 969 nt
Organism: Candoia aspera
Lineage: Eukaryota; Metazoa; Chordata; Lepidosauria; Squamata; Candoiidae
Gene: CNTD1
Product: cyclin N-terminal domain containing 1
Exons: 6
Coding region: 25-969 (314 amino acids)
Biological process (GO): reciprocal meiotic recombination
Cellular component (GO): site of double-strand break
Source: RefSeq, a predicted model, not a curated record
CAGAGUAUUAACAAUACUGUUAGGAUGGCCUUACCUGCACAGGUAGCAGCCCGAUACCAGUAUUCAGAACCUGUCUUUGGAGUAGUGACCCCUGGAAUUAUCCAAGAUACUUUGCUUCACAUGGCUAUGGAAAAUGAACGGUAUUUGAAUGAGCUGUGUGAUGAGGCAGGUUGCUUCAAAGACACACAGAUAGUAGAAUUUGUUUUUCUGGUAGCUGAAAAAUGGAAUCUAACGGAAUCUGCAACAUAUCAAGCAAUAGAAAUAUUUGAAAGGUUUAUGCUCAAACUUUUAGAAGAGUUCUCUAAUUUCACCUCAGGAAAGGAGGAAGACAGCAGCUGGGCCUCACUGAAAGAACAAAUGGAGGGCACAUAUGUGCUGCGUUUAGUCUCCUGCAUCCAGCUUGCCAGCAAGCUUUCUUUCCAUUACAGUAUUGUUAAGAACAAAAUGGUUCUGAAGUUUCUGAAGUCGUUGGGUUUCUCCUAUACAACAGAAGAAUUAUUAGAAUCAGAAUUAGCUAUUUUGAAAGCUCUGCAUUUUCAAGUCAAUGUUCCAGUUCCACUUGCCUAUGUUGAAAUUCUCCUGGAAGUUUUAGGAUACAAUGGCUACUUGCUUCCCACAAAAGAGCUGCAUGAAAUGUGCAAAAAUUUAUUGAAUUUAUCAUAUCUCUUGCGGAACAAUAUUUAUGACACCUUACUGAAGUCUUCAAUAGAAAACUCCUCUCCAAGUGAACUUCAGCUAGCCAAAUUUGUGUCCGUAAAGGAAGACCACAUACUACUCGCUGUAGGAGUAAUUGGUGCAAGUUCUUUCCUGCUAAACCAUGAAGAUUGGAAUCAGGUAUGUACAGCUUGUGUCUCAGUCCAUUCAUGGGGUGAAUCCAGAGAUUUUUUUUUCCUCCUACAAUGGCUUGCUACCUAUAAGAAUCUCAGUGCAAGCCACCAUAUCAAUCUAAACCUAUUUUCUUUCUUUUGA